Molecule: messenger RNA, 1532 nt
Organism: Bacillus rossius redtenbacheri
Lineage: Eukaryota; Metazoa; Arthropoda; Insecta; Phasmatodea; Bacillidae
Exons: 3
Coding region: 163-1047 (294 amino acids)
Source: RefSeq, a predicted model, not a curated record
ACCAGUCCGUGACCGUCUGUCGCGCGGUGCGGUUCGGCUCGGCGGUGUGGUGUGCUCGGCGGUGUGCGGUGCGCGAGUGUGGUGCUGUGUGGUGCUGUGUGGCGGCGACACGCGAUGAAGGGCUCGCUCUGAGGAAGAAGGAACCCUCCCGCUCCUUACUCCAUGGAAUGUGAGACGCAGGGAUCGAACCAGCGGGGCCCCGACAUGGCCGUGGACAACCUGGAGGACGCGAGGGCAGUCAUCAGGGAGCUGCGGGAGCGGUACCGCGCGCAGUCGCACCAGCUGCUGGCGUGGCGCCGCCGGGUCCGCGCCCAGGAGGAGCAGAUGGCGCGGCUGAACCGCGAGCGGGCGGAGCAGCUGAAGCUGCUGUCGUCGCAGCUGCUGCUGUUCGAGUCGCGGCUGUGCCGCAAGCAGAAGGACGUGGGCGCGCUCCUGGCGCAGCGCGAGGCGGUCAUCGAGCGACAGCAGCGCUGCAUCGAGGCGCUGCAGGCGCGGCUCGCCGACGCCGGGCUCGACCCGCCGCACGCCGAGGCAGGUCUCGACUCGCUCGACGACAGCGACAGCGCCGUCGUGCUGGACUGCGAGCACGAGGUUCCGCGCGACGCGCCCGACGCCGCCACGCUGGCGCGGAGCGUGUCCGACGCCGUGGAACCGGGCUCCAAGUACUCGCUGCGGCGCUCCAACGGCUUCCUGCGGCGGCCCGAGGUGCUGGAGACCGUGUACAGCGUGGAGGAGGACGAGCCGGACAGGCCGGACAGGACGGACAGGACGGACGAGCCGAGCUCCGGCCGCCUGCACGCGCUCUGCGGCAGCUUCGAGCGCCUCAACGAGACCCGACCGACCGCCGCGCGCCAGCCCGAGCGCGAGGUCACCACCUACAACCGCGUCAUGAGCAACCACCGCUCCGUCACCAAGCCCAAAGACGUCAAGUACAAGAGGAUAAACAAGGCCAAGUCCAAGUCCCUGGAGGAGCUGCGCGGCAGGCUGAGGAACUGGGUGGACAAGGGCAACAAGCUGGCCAUAUCGCUGGACCAGUCAUGCGCAUAGUGGCUGGCGGUCGCGCGCCCGUGUUCGUGCCGCACCGAUCAUGACACUUGCGUCAGCGCAUCUCAAACGGUCAGCAACCUGCAGUGGUCAACUACGUCGUGAGCUGAUAAGAAGAAAAACAAAAAAGCUAGUGGCUGUGGAACUUGUUGGUUCAGACUGAACAAGACAUCCUAAAAAGUAAAUUUUAAGCUAAGCGUAUUUUUUUUUUUCUCUCGUGGUUAUUGACUUGCCAUUAAGUAUUUAUGAUGUAAUUUAAUAGACUGCUACGUAUUUAAAAAAAAUACAAAAAAUUGUAAAAAUUGAAAAUACUCUUUACUUAGCUCAUAUAUGUACUCUCUCGCUCUUAAAAUUUGUUCUCAGUGUAACAAAAAUACACAGAUGAUCACGUACUGUAUAAAGACUUAUUUAAAAAAAAAUGCUUCGUGACAAUCAUCACGUGUAGAUGUUACAAUUACGCUAUAAUAAAUUAUUUCAGAUAUCAGUGG